AUGGUGCCCACCCACGUUACUACUCCAACAAACACACAUAGUCCAAGUGUUGAUAGAGUUGCGACAAACAUAAAUAAUGGGAAUAGUAGUGGAAAUUAUGGUGGUGCGCCAAGCUUAAAUAAUGGGAGCUCACAUGGGGUCCAAGGCAAUCAUAGUAGUGUGGAAAACAUAAAUAAUGGGAGUAAUGGUCAUGGUGCACAUUCGUAUGGGGUCCAAGAAGAAAAUUGUCAUGGUGCACACUCACGUGAGAUCCAAGAAGGAAAUUGGCAUGGUGCACACUCACAUGGGGUCCAAGAAAGAAAUUGUCAUGGUGUGGCAAAUACAAAUAAUGGUAGUGGAAAUAAAAGCUCACAUGGCAGCUCACAUGGGGUCCAAGGACAGUAUGAUGAUGCGAAAACUAUGAAUAAUAGUAAUAAUAAUAGCAAUUAUGAUGGAAACUCAUAUGGGAUCCAAGAAAAAAGUCACGAUGAUGGCAAUAAUAAUAGCAAUUGUGGUAAUAGCAUGUGUGGGGUCCAAGAAGAAAAUCACGUUGGUAGCAAUAAUAAUAGCAAUUAUGAUAGCUCGCGUGGGGUCCAAGGAGAGAAUAGUAUAUAA
Molecule: messenger RNA, 594 nt
Organism: Hibiscus syriacus
Lineage: Eukaryota; Viridiplantae; Streptophyta; Magnoliopsida; Malvales; Malvaceae
Product: probable serine/threonine-protein kinase fhkB
Exons: 1
Coding region: 1-594 (197 amino acids)
Source: RefSeq, a predicted model, not a curated record